AUCAAAUAUUUUUGAUCCUUCGUCCCAACUUCCGCCCUUUUCUAAAUAAAACAAAAGAAAUCAAAAAAUUUGAUUUCUCUCUCCUCUUUCAUUUUCUCUCUCUUACCAACGACGACACAGAAGCAAGCAUAGACCGACGCCGGCGACCGUCGAUUAGUCGCAGAAUUUCAGCUCCGUUUUCACCGCCGUCGAUAAUUUCCGGCGAUCUUCUCUCUCCUCUUUUUCUCUCUCUUAAUCUGUAAGCUCCGAUCCACAAACUCUUUCUUCUUCUUCUACUUAUUUAUCUUCAAUUAUUCAUGAAAUUUUGAAUUUUUGUAAUUGCAUCGUAUACUUCAACUGAAUCGAAUUAUAUAUUUUUCACUGUUUUUGAGAAUUUUUAGGAGAAAUUAUUGAAAUUUCACCUUCCCUGGCAGUCGUCAAUGUCUGCCAGGGUUUUGUUAAUUUUGUGCGAAGAAUGGUGAAUUUUAGGGUUAGGGUUAGUGUUAGUGUUAGGGUUAGGGUUUGGGGUUUGUGAUGAUGAUGGUAGUGAAAGUUUGGAUAAUUUGAGAAAAUGGUGAGAUUAUUAGGGAUAACUAUUGGUGAGCCGGAUGAAUUUCCGAGGGAGAUAACUAGGACUAACCCGAUUAGUAGUGAAAGUGUAGGGGAGAAUGGAUGGCUUAUUCGGUUCUUUGAUUCGGCGUUUUUCUGUGAGUGGAUUGCUGUUAGUUACUUGUAUAAGCAUGAACACUCGGGUGUUCGGGAUUACUUGUGUAAUAGAAUGUAUACGCUUCCGUUAUCGGGAAUUGAGGGAUACUUGUUUCAAAUUUGCUAUAUGAUGGUGCAUAAACCGAGUCCAUCAUUGGACAAGUUUGUGAUUGAUGUGUGCUCCAAGUCGCUUAAGAUUGCGUUGAAAGUGCAUUGGUUUUUGAUGGCGGAGAUUGAGGAUUGUGAUGAUAAUGACGGGAUUAGUAGGAUCCAAGAGAAAUGCCAGAUUGCCGCUACACUGAUGGGUGAUUGGCCGCCUCUUAUUAGGCCACUGAAUGAGGGGGUUGGCUCUGGGGGUAAGAAUCAAAUGCUUAACAAGUUGCUUUCUUCGAAACAACGGCUUUUGUCGUUGACAUCAUCCCCGCCAAUGCAAAGGUCAUUCACCUUCUCACCCUCGUCAGGGUCUAAUGUGGGUGAUGAAAAUGGGAAGAUGUCGCCUGAUGAGAACAACAAACUUUUUAAGAAGUUUAUGCCAGGUCCCAAAGUCAGGGAUGCUUUGCUCUUUAGGAAGUCAGCUGAGAAAGAAGAUGAUGACUCGGAAAAGGAUGGCUUCUUUCGGAGGCUGUUGAGAGAUAGUAAAGAUGAGGAUGAGGAGUUGACAGCUAGUUCUGAGGGCUUUUUUAAGCGCCUUUUCCGUGAUAGUAAGAGUGAUUCUGAAGAGAGGUCUGUUUCUAGAUCAAUAGAUGAUGAUGAGAAAGAGAAUUUCUUCAGGAAAAUGAUCAAGGAAGUCUUUGAUGAUAAGAAGGAUGCCAAUGAGAGAAACAAUGAAGAAGAAAAGGAUGGGAUUAGGAAAUCAGUUGAAGAUGAUGAGAAGGAAGGGUUCUUUAAGAAACUUUUCAAGGACAAGUUUGAGGACAAAAAGGAUGGGAAUGAGGGAAUUGAGGAUGAGCACAAAAACUGUUCAAAUUCGGUUAAGGAUGAUGACAAAGAAGGUUUUUUCCGAAAGCUUUUUAAGGAUAAGUCUGAAGAUAAGAAGGAUAUUAGUGAGAGGAAAGAUGAUGAAGAUGAUGAGAAAGAAGGUUUUUUCCGAAAAUUCUUCAAGGAGAAGUUUGAGGAGAAGACAAUCAUUAUUGAAAGCCUCAAUCCUGCUGAAGAUAAGAUUCAUGCCAAUGGCGAUGAGGAGGAACCUUCAGAUUUUCCACUCUUCCGCAAAUUGUUCCGUGUACAUCCUGAAGAGGCAAAGGCUACAGCUUUAGAGGCAAAUGGUUUUGAAGGCAGUCCAGGAACAGAGAACUUCUUUCGCAAGUUGUUUCGAGACCGUGAUAGAUCUGUGGAAGACUCUGAGCUUUUUGGCAUAAAAAAGAUAAAAGAGAAAAAUCUUGGUUCAGUCGGUUCUCCCUCGCAGCAGAAUCAGAAAACAAACUUGAAGCCUCCGCUUCCAAAUAGCGCUAUAUCGCAGUUCCGUAAAGGGGCAUACCAUGAGUCAUUGGAUUUUGUACAUGCACUUUGUGAAACUUCCUUCGGCUUAGUGGAUGUGUUUCCUGUUGAAGAUCGCAAAUGUGCACUUCGUGAGUCCCUUGCAGAAAUCAAUUCUCAUGUGGCUGAAUCUCAGACUAGUGGAGGAGUGUGCUUUCCUAUAGGAAAAGGGGUUUAUCGUGUUCUCAACAUACCUGAAGAUGAAGCAGUGCUUUUAAAUUCCCGAGAGAAAGCACCUUACCUUAUUUGCGUCGAGGUUGUAAAAUGUGAAACUCCAAGUUAUGUCAAGGAUACAUCAAAUGCACAAAAGCUAUCUAAGGGAGGAAUUCCUCUAGCAUAUGGAGACGCACUAUUGCCAAAGCCCCCUCCUUGGGCUUACCCAUUGGGGACAGUACAAGAGGCCUACAAUAACGAUGACAGGAUGUCGAAAUCAACAUCCCAAGUAAUUGAUCGAGCUAUGGGUCAGUUCAAGGAAGCGAAAGUGAAGUUUGUUAGUGUCAGCCUAUCAGUGGAGGAGCAAUGUUGUGAUCAGCCGUUCCAUGGACAGUCUAAUUUAUUGAGGGUUGGGAGACAUACUGAUUUGGAGUAUGUCAGAGUUGUGUUGACAACUGAUCCUAGACUUAGAUUAGAAGACAUAGAAGAUCAAGAGCCACCACGCAGAAAAGAGCAUCGGCGUGUUCCAAGUAUUUUAGCUAUGGAAGAAGUAAAGGCUGCAGCAGCUAAAGGGGAAGCGCCUCUUGGGUUGCCCUUGAAAGGGGCAGGGCAAGAUUCGGAUGCACAAUCUAAGGUUGCAAAUGGUGGUCCCCCAAAGCCUACUGAUGCAUUAUCUGGUGAACUUUGGGAAGUAAAAAGGGACAGGAUCCAAAAAGCCUCAGUUCAUGGAAAAUUGCCUGGCUGGGAUUUGCGCUCUGUUAUCGUGAAGAGUGGUGAUGAUUGUAGACAGGAGCAUUUGGCUGUACAACUUAUCUCUCACUUUUAUGAUAUUUUUCAAGAAGCUGGACUCCCUCUAUGGCUGCGCCCUUAUGAGGUUUUGGUAACCUCAUCUUACACGGCGCUUAUUGAGACAAUUCCUGACACGGCCUCAAUCCAUUCGAUUAAGAGUAGAUAUUCUAAUAUGACAAGUUUGCGUGAUUUCUUCAAUGCAAAGUAUCAGGAAAACUCUCCAAGUUUUAAGCUUGCUCAGCGGAACUUUGUGGAAAGUAUGGCGGGUUACUCUUUGGUCUGCUACCUUCUACAGAUCAAGGAUCGGCACAAUGGUAACCUUUUGUUGGAUGAAGAGGGUCAUAUUAUUCAUAUUGACUUUGGAUUCAUGCUGUCAAAUUCUCCCGGGGGUGUCAAUUUUGAAAGUGCACCAUUUAAAUUGACUCGCGAACUUCUUGAGCUGAUGGAUUCUGAUGCUGAAGGAGUUCCCAGUGAGUUUUUUGAUUAUUUUAAAGUUCUUUGCAUUCAAGGUUUCCUCACAUGCCGCAAGCAUGCGGAGCGAAUCAUUCUUCUUGUGGAGAUGCUGCAGGAAUCUGAAUUCCCAUGCUUUAAAGGUGGCCAACGAACAAUACAAAAUCUGCGAAAACGUUUCCAUUUGAGUCUUACCGAAGAGCAAUGCGUCUCCUUAGUGCUAUCCCUGAUAAGCAGCAGCUUAGACGCAUGGCGUACAAGACAAUAUGAUUAUUAUCAGAGAGUUUUAAAUGGGAUAUUGUGAUGACACAUGUUGUCUGGACAUGGCCAUUCAAGGUGGUUGAUUCCUACAGAAAUGGCUCUCAAUGAAAGCACUUUGAUUGAAGUGGACCUGUGCGUAGUAGUCAAGGAAACAGUAUUACUGGCCAUUGUGCUAUUAAAUGCUGUUUGGAGGAUGGGAAAGGAUCAAUGGUAAAUUUGCAGUUUGAUCUGCUGCCCAGUUUUUUAUCUGGAUGUGAGUAUUUGUAAACUUAUCGGGCAUGAAAUCGCCGGUGAAAGUGGAGACUACCAGGCUGGACAUUCGGUUGAAGGUGAUUGUGUUGUGUUUGUCCUUUUUUUCCUCGCUUCAUAUCUUAUGAAAGCUUUGCUUGGCUGGUUACGCUUUCCUCUUCAGCUCAGAUGAGUCAGAGUCGUGACACUGUAAAUACUGAUUCUCUGGAUGGCCAAAUGGUCUUAUCGAGUUUUUCCAUUGAUUUCUCUCUCCUCAGACACCAGCUUCUAAGUUGUACAUUUCGGAAUACAAUUUGAAGAGGUUAAGUGGCUUUGCUGGAACUUGCUCACCAGAGUGGCACUUGCUGUCUGUAUUCCAUCUUAAGCUUCAUAUGAUUUCAAUUGUAAAAUUUUGCGUCCUUUAUGUAAGCAAGUUGGCCAUUUUCUCGAGUGAUUUCAUGUGUAUAAUUUCUUUUCUAUAAUCCGCUUCUACAGCUACAAUUGAGCUUUUAGUGGUUUAUUGCCUCCGUUAUCAGGCCUCUUUUUUUCUUUUUGUGUAGAAUGUGUGACUAGGUAACUUGUUAUCUCAUUGUAUCUUAACAAAAACAUGGCAUCCCUUCUCUGAGAAGAUGGAAUUGAAAGGUUGUGAAUUUUGUGAUAUUGAAUGAAGUAGUUGCAUUUGCUCUUGAUCAAUACAAUUGAUCAUUUGGAUGCUUGAAGUGUUUCCGCUUUUCAA
Messenger RNA from Beta vulgaris subsp. vulgaris (sugar beet), 4777 nucleotides. Its product is annotated as phosphatidylinositol 4-kinase beta 1. The transcript has 16 exons. The record is from RefSeq and is a predicted model, not a curated record. Gene Ontology annotation, molecular function: 1-phosphatidylinositol 4-kinase activity. Bases 551 to 3856 code for a protein of 1101 amino acids. Gene Ontology annotation, cellular component: cytoplasm; membrane. Gene Ontology annotation, biological process: phosphatidylinositol phosphate biosynthetic process; phosphatidylinositol-mediated signaling. NCBI's taxonomy places the organism in Eukaryota, Viridiplantae, Streptophyta, Magnoliopsida, Caryophyllales, Amaranthaceae.